Molecule: messenger RNA, 2278 nt
Organism: Linum tenue
Lineage: Eukaryota; Viridiplantae; Streptophyta; Magnoliopsida; Malpighiales; Linaceae
Source: the annotation of a GenBank genome assembly
CUUCUCUUAAAAAGAAAACUAAAUUAAAAAAGCCUAAAGAAAUCCCCACACGAUCACUCAGUUCCUCCCGUCCUUUCCUUCACGGUCUCUCAACUUUUUUCCUUUUUUUUUUAUUUCCUUCAAAAAUUGUACUGUGUUUUUGUCCUGUUCUCGUUGCCGGAGAUUCGAUGCUCGUGGCCGGAGAUAAUGGAUGCCCCGGCAAUCGAUUUAUCUCCCAGUAGCCACAGUGAAAGCGUGACGCAACCGUGUUUAAUUACGGUGACUUUUCUUGCUGGUUUCUAGAGAAAACCCUAAGCAAAAGCGAAUUUUUUUAAAGCUUAGCAGAGUUUAGAAGUUAUUCUAUGCUCUGUCUUGCGAAUCAGAGGCAAGCAAAAGAAGAGAAGAAAAGAAAAGGAGAGAGAGAAAAAAAUCUAUAUAAUGGUGAGGGAGAUGGGAAGGAAGCUUCUAGUUCUGGGCUAAAAUGGCCAUGUCUUCUGUUUCGAACUUGAGAGGAGUCCUGAAUUCCGGUAAACGCAUUUAGCCUUUGCGGCGGAAAUCCAGUAAGCGGAUUCCAUUAUCUUCGCCCUCGCCUGUGGCAAAUUUUGUUGUUAUUGACCGAGGUCCUGGAGUUUGAAUUUUUUUUUUUGUUUGGAUUUUCUUCAGACGAUUGCGGUUACUCGUAUCUUGCUUUGUUGAAGUUUUUUUUUUUUUUUUGUACCGAGGGCCAAGUAUCUGAAUAGGAAUUUUGAGUUUUUGGUGGUUGUAUAGGUAAUCCAGUGGUUUAGGUUAGAUGGUUGAUUUGUAAUAAUGGAGAUGAACAGAGUUGUUGAGGGAGUGUGGAAGUGGUAAUUGCGUGAUCGAUUGAUUACUUUUCCGAGCGCCGAUCAUGCCUCUGACUAUGAAGAUUCAGCCGAUCGACUCACACGCUCCCGAGGAGCGCGCUCGAGUGGAGGCAGUGAAGCCGGUGGUGAAAUCAAGACUGAAGCGGCUGUUCGAGCGGCAGUUCUUGCGGAGCUCCGCCGCCGAGAAAGUCGUCGAGGAACCGCAUUCCAACGGUGAGCUUGAGCCGAGCUCCCUGUGCUUAGCCAACAUGGUGCAGAGCUUUAUCGAGGACAACAACGAGAAGCAGCAGUCAGUCAAGUGUGGCCGCAACCGCUGUAACUGCUUCAACGGCAACUGCGACGAUAGCUCAGAAGAUGAAUUUGACUAUUUUGAAAGCGGCGGCGAAUGGAACCGCGCUUCCUCCGUCGUCGGCGACGCGUGUGAAGUUCUGAAGAGUUUGGUGCCUUGUGCAAGCGUGGCAGAGAGGAAUCUACUGGCGGACACCGCUAAGAUCGUUGAUAAGAACAAGAUUGGCAAACGUAAUGACGAAUUUUGCAGGAAGAUUGUCACUGAUGGUUUGACAGCUCUCGGCUACGACGCUUCUAUUUGCAAGUCUCGAUGGGAGAAAUCUGUGUCUCACCCCGCUGGGGAAUACGAAUACAUAGAUGUUGUGAUGAUUCCAGGGGCCGAGAGGUUUCUAAUCGACAUUGAUUUUCGCUCGGAAUUUGAGAUUGCUCGGCCGACAAAGGCCUACAAGUUGGUCCUCCAGACGCUGCCAUACAUCUUCGUUGGGAAUUCGGAACGCCUUCAGAAGAUUGUGGGGAUUGUAUCUGAGGCAGCCAAGCAGAGCAUGAAGAAGAAGGGAAUGCACAUUCCGCCAUGGAGGAAAGUGGAGUACUUCAAAGCGAAAUGGCUCUCCCAUUACACUAGAACGACGCCAUCACCUGCUGAGCAUCAGAAGAAGCAACUUCUGGUUCCAGAUAGUAGUAAGUUGGAAGUGGCUUUUGAAGAGCAGGACCCGGGGGCAACUGAGACUCCGGAGCUGGCUCUGGCUUCCACUCUGAAGAGUGAUGAGCAGGAACAAGAGAAGGCCGAAUCAGUUUUAGUUUCGACUCCGAAAAGUCAUGACCAGGAAGAAGCACAAGAGCUGGUGACAGCCAUGGUGGUUGCGAAGUGGAAUCCACCUGAGACCCUGCCCAAAAGUUCUUCUCAGAGGAGGGCCAAGGUCGUUACCGGUUUGGCUUCGGUCAUUGCGGACUAGCCGGAGAAAUUUUGAUCUUUGUGUUUUGCCCUUGCACCUUUUUUGUUUGUUUGUUUGUUUUGUGUCCAGAAGACUCCAGAGUUUCCCAGUUAGUUAUUCCGGAGACCGGAGUAGUAACUAGUAUGAUAUAACUGAUCAAAUCCCCUUCUGCUUUUUUGUGUAAGGGUCUGAUUUUACUAAUAUCAAUAAGACUACGACUAUUACUACUACUGAGCA